This is a messenger RNA of Propithecus coquereli (Coquerel's sifaka), 1247 nucleotides long. RefSeq names its product solute carrier family 25 (mitochondrial carrier; citrate transporter), member 1 (gene SLC25A1). Gene Ontology annotation, biological process: mitochondrial citrate transmembrane transport. The coding region runs from base 53 to 703 and encodes 216 amino acids. NCBI's taxonomy places the organism in Eukaryota, Metazoa, Chordata, Mammalia, Primates, Indriidae. The transcript has 7 exons. The record is from RefSeq and is a predicted model, not a curated record.
GUUCCCACUGGGCGCGCCGCCUCCCGCCCGCCAUGGCCGCCUCCCGCCCGCCAUGGCCGCGUCACGCGCCCCCCGCGUCCUAGCGGCCGCCGCGCCCGCGUCCGGGAAGGCCAAGCUGACGCACCCGGGGAAGGCGAUCCUGGCAGGCGGCCUGGCGGGCGGCAUCGAGAUCUUCAUCACUUUCCCCACCGAGUACGUGAAGAUGCAGCUGCAGCUGGACGAGCGCUCGCACCCGCCGCGGUACCGGGGCAUCGGGGACUGCGUGCGGCAGACGGUCCGCAGCCACGAAGUCCCGGGCCUGUACCGCUGCCUCAGCUCCCUGCUCUACGGCUCCAUCCCCAAGGCGGCCGUGAGGUUCGGAAUGUUCGAGUUCCUCAUGCACCUCCACCCCUAUCUAGGGGACAACCCCAACAGGCCCAUGAACCCCCUCAUCACUGGGGUCUUUGGAGCUAUCGCAGGUGCAGCCAGCGUCUUCGGGAACACUCCUCUGAACGUGAUCAAGACCCGCAUGCAGGGCCUGGAGGCGCAUAAAUACCGAAACACAUGGGACUGUGGCCUGCAGAUCCUGAGGAAUGAGGGUCUCAAGGCGUUCUACAAGGGCACUAUCCCCCGUCUGGGCUGGGUCCACCUGGACUUGGCCAUCGUGUUCAUCAUCUACGACGAGGUGGUGAAGCUGCUCAACAAGGUGUGGAAGACGGACUGAGCCUGUGGGCACACGUGGGGCCUGCCCAGGGCCCGCAGAACAGCCCCACGCCCUGGCUCGUGUGACUCCAGUGCAGUAGUGCCAAAAGGCCUUCCCGUGUCCUUUGAGUCUGCGUGCCCCGUAGUGCCGUGACUCCCCUGUAGUCUGUGUGUGAAACCACCACUGUGUCCACGUGUCUGGCUAUGGCUGGGCAUCCCUCCGUGAAUCUGUGCCCACUUGUCCAUGUGCUUCCUUGUGAGCCCUGUGCCUGUGUUUCCCGUUCUGUGUCAUGUGACACUGUGCCCCUCGUCCCAGGGUGCCCAUGUGGCAUGGAUCCGCGGCCCUGUAGCCAUGGCCCGGUCCCAGCCCGGUGCCUCCCACCCUGCCCCGGCCUACCACAGCUGCCUCCGGGCCUUGGCCUGGCUUCACCGCAUUCCAGGGGCUGCAUGCCCCCAGCUUCUCCCACCAUUGGCCUUAAGUGGCCCUCGGGCCCUCCCUCCGCCCGGAACAGGGUGGCACCUGCCACUCUCAGGACCACCCUGCCAAGGCAGAAUAAACCGGAUCC